Pieris rapae (cabbage white) is the source of this 865-nucleotide messenger RNA. Its product is annotated as putative thiosulfate sulfurtransferase, mitochondrial. Gene Ontology annotation, cellular component: mitochondrion. The record is from RefSeq and is a predicted model, not a curated record. The coding region runs from base 97 to 477 and encodes 126 amino acids. Lineage: Eukaryota; Metazoa; Arthropoda; Insecta; Lepidoptera; Pieridae. Gene Ontology annotation, molecular function: thiosulfate-cyanide sulfurtransferase activity. The transcript has 3 exons.
UUUUAUACUAGUUACUUAGCAACUUUCAAGGGACCACUAUCACAAAAACGAUAAUUUUAGUCAAUCCAAUAACACAUAUUUCGUGUGAUGGAUUAAAUGAGUAUCUUGCGCACGAUUAUUCGUAAAUAUUCAAAAAUGGCCGAUCCAGCGAGAGUUGUUAAGUUUUACGAUAUGCUUAAGUACAUUCAUGAGCCUACAAAAGUGAUAAUCGAUGUACGUAAUCCAGAUGAAUUUAAAGAUGGGAACAUUCCGACCAGUAGAAAUAUACCAGUGGGAGUUAUACGUGAGGCUCUUUCAAUGACAGAGGAAGUCUUCAAGAAAACUUACCUGAGCGAGAAACCUUUAGAAUCAGCGGAGAUAAUAUUCUACUGUAAAUCAGGAAAACGAGCGACUAUGGCUGUGGAGCAUGCAUUAGAACUUGGGUAUUCAAAGUCUAAAGUGUACAUUGGGAGCUAUGAUGACUGGUCAACCCAUUAAUUAAUACAAAUAUAUACAUUAUAGGAUUUAGCAGUUAUGGCGUUAAGAUUUAAUUUAUUUACAAAAAAUAUAUUUAUGCAUUUAAUUUGAUUUAAUAUUAUAUGGUAAAUUAAAUAUAGUAUAAUUCAUUUACAACAUUAUUUACGAUAGAUACAGUUCAAGUAUGUACUUUACAAGCAGGUCUAACAGAAUUUUCUAAUUAUAUUCAAUAACCAAAGUCAAUAUUACCAAUUUUGUUACCAAGUUCCAAACUAUAUAACAUUUAUUGUCAAAUUUCACUGUGUUUUACUUGCCCAAUCUGUAUAACUUCCAACAUAAUUCUUAGCACUGUAAGACAAAAUUAAAUGUUAAAUGAUAAUUCCUUAUCAAUUAAUACCAAUGCCAUAGA